AUGGAUUUGGUGGCUAGUAUACGCAAAGAAGGGAGUCGUGGCGGCCGCAACGAGUUCAAAUGGACUGACGUCCAGAACUCCACCCACCGCGAAAACUACCUGGGCCACUCGGUGAUGGCCCCAGUCGGACGCUGGCAACAAGGCAAAGAUCUAGGCUGGUAUGCCAAGGGCGAGGAAGGUGACCAAGAGGCAGAAGCCCGCAAGCAACAAGAAGAACGACAAAAAGUCAAGGAUGCCGAAGAAGAAGCCAUGGCCCUCGCGCUGGGUCUUCCACCACCAGUAAAAGCCCAAGUCCGAGAUAACGCCAACCUCGAACCCCUCGGCGGUCAAAAUCCAGACUCGGCCCGAGAAGAGUCAGCCAAAAAUGACAACAACGGAUCUGGUGCGGGGAAGUCGGACCGAGAAUCUCGCGGAGAUCGCGAUCGCGAUCGCAGAUACAGACGGGAGCGCAGUCGUAGCCCGCGGCGGGAACGAGAGCGACGGGGAGAUCGCAGUGAUGAUCGUGGUCGGGAUCGGGAUCGCCGUCAUCGCAGAGACCACGAUGAUCGGGCUCGUGGUCGGGAUCAAGAUCGGGAUCGGGAUACUAGAGAUCGUCAGCCUCGUGGCCAUCGGCAUCGGUCUUGGUCCAGGGAUCACGAUCGUCCCCACAGAAGACGAUCUCGUUCGCGCUCGCGAGACCGUCCUCAUCGCAAAAAUGAUGGACAUACUAAACAUCGACGAGCAGAUCGCAGUUACUCCCCCGCCGAGCGACGAGUUAAUGCUGAGCGACGCCGAGACUGA
Messenger RNA from Penicillium cosmopolitanum, 780 nucleotides. Its product is annotated as MMtag domain-containing protein. Bases 1 to 780 code for a protein of 259 amino acids. The transcript has 2 exons. NCBI's taxonomy places the organism in Eukaryota, Fungi, Ascomycota, Eurotiomycetes, Eurotiales, Aspergillaceae. The record is from RefSeq and is a predicted model, not a curated record.